AUGUCUGACUUUCUUACAGAUGCGAUUAGUCUUUAUGGUACAAUUGAACAUGAUAUGAGACAUUCAAAGGAGUAUUUAGCUAAUAUCAAGUUCAAUUAUGUUGAGGUAAUGCAUAAGUAUAUCUUUCUUAAAGUGUUGCGUGGAGAUAUGAGUGAAGAGAUUAGUUCUCAGAAAGAAGAGUUAGUUAAGAAGAAAGAAGAGAUUGAGAGAUAUAGAAGAAGUAUCGAAUCCUUAUCAGCUGAUAUUUCUAGAGCAACAAAUACAUUAGAAGAUCAAAAACAAAAACUAAGUCAAAUCAAAGAAAAGGAGUUUAUCAUUCGUAAACGUAUAGAAGAAGCAAUGAAUAAGGCCCAAGCAGUAAGUCAGUUUGCUGAAAUUAAACAGAAGAAUAGUACAUACUUGGCCCAGAUAGCUAGUUGUACCUCUGAAAUUGAGCAACGGCAAGUUAAUAUUCAGACGUAUAAACGUUUAGUGGAGGAAAGAAACCGGGCUUUAGUUCAAACGAACAGUCGUAAGUCAGUGGCUGAUGAACGACUUAAAGAUUUGCAACAAGCAGCUAAUCAGCAGAUGGUUUACUUGUACAAUUGGUAUACUCAGUUUGGCUCGGUCUUUAUGCGCUUAGUUGGGGCUAAGAUUAUUGAUAUUAGGAAGAGUGAACAGAAGAAGUUGCAGUCGAUUUAUAGUAGUACUGGGGAAGAGGUGCCUGAUAGGGAAGAGAAGAGUAGUUUGAUAAGCAUUAAGAUUUUGGCGAAGAAGAAGAAUCGGACGGCUGUAAUUACGUUGAGUUUUGUUAAUGGGAAGUUAGAUGCGCAUACGAUUUAUAAGACAGAAGAUACGUUGCAGAUUAAGCCACAAGUAUGUGAUGAGUUAUUUAGUUACUGCCAGACCACUAAUAGUACCAAGUUCUUCUUGUUUGAGAGUAUUAAUCGGCAAAUGGCUGAUAAUGUAUCUUCUAGUUCAGUGUUUGAUCAGCCAUCACGAGUUACGCAUCAUGACUAG
Nematocida homosporus is the source of this 999-nucleotide messenger RNA. RefSeq lists its product as uncharacterized. The record is from RefSeq and is a predicted model, not a curated record. Lineage: Eukaryota; Fungi; Microsporidia. Bases 1 to 999 code for a protein of 332 amino acids. The transcript has a single exon.